AUGGCAGGUGCUCAAACCCGGCCUAACGCAUUUGGUGGCCAGCAGCCUGGCUCUCCCGAGCGCCAGUCUUCCUUCAUUGGCCUGCCCCCAAUUCGCCGAACCUCAACGUUUGGUGGCCUGCUGGGCAAGGGCGAGGGCGACGACUCCUCGAUCGCAUCCUCGGAUAAGGACAUCCCUCCUGUACCUGUGGUUCCACAGAACCUCGGUCCCCAGGGCCAGAGCAUGCAGAACAUGAACAACGCAGGCCCUCCGCAGGGCCAGCAACCGCAGCAAUUUUACCAGCAUCAACAGCAACACUUUAUGCAACAAGGCCCGCCUCAGCAGUACAUGAACGGCGCGCAACCUGGAGGACCGCCAAUGGGGCCUGGCUCUGGCCCUAAUGGCUUCAUGGCCGGGCGUGGCUUCAGUGGUCCCGGAGGGCCAUCGCCGCCUCAGCAGUUCGGGUUCGGCCGUGGCGGUCCAGGAGGUCCGGGGCCUCAAUUUGGGCAAGGACCACCGGGCAUGCCAGGACCAUCCUUCCCACCUCAGGCUGGGGGCAAUCCCGUCCAGAAGUUUCCUCCAGGCGGCCAAUGGAAGCUGGUCGAGGCGCAUCUUUCAGAACCUCUACAUCAGCCGAAUCGCAACAGGAGUCCCCAGUUGCCUCAGCCUAGCCACUUUGCUUAUGACAAGGAGACCGAGCCACUUCCGCCGCCGCCCUCAAGUUCCGGCAUACCUCAGCGUCGCAAUAAUAGCAGCAUGCCGCCUAUCUCGGCACAGCGGUGGCCGACCUUAUUCCAAGAGUCUGGCCAGCCCGGUCAGCCCGGGCAGCAAGGCCCUCCAGGUCAACCUGGACAGUUCGAUCCCCAAGGCCAGCCAAUCCAACAACAGCCAGUCGAGCCUCACAAGAACAGUCUCUCGCGAACAUCGACGAACGAGGUCCCCGAAAACGAGCGUGGUCACACACGUAAUUUGUCUUCCGGGCUUCUCAGCAAGUUCAGCCGCGCUCGUGCUGGAUCUGUCUCGGAUGAUAAGUCUUCGGUGCAUGUCGUGGGAAACGACGCGGCGUCAGUCAUGAGCGCGGAGACCACGGACAACAAAGAGAAGAAGGGUUUCUUCAAUAACCUCGCCAGGCGCAGCACGGCGGCAGUGGAUCAGAUAACUGGACCAUCGCAACCUCCUCAACAACAGCAACCAUCGGACAUGCCAUCACCCGACCGUCGGCGGACAUUUUUCUCCGGCGGUGACGGCCAAAACCAAUCGAAGCCAAAAUCCAGUCUCAAUCUAAUGCGCACAGCCACCAACGAAUCGACUCCCAGCCAAGCACCUGUUUCCUCCGGCAAGAAGCGUCUCUCUGGUCUGGUCCUCCGCAAUCUAGCUCCGGGCCUCAGCAAGCUCCAGGAUUUCAGGGUGGACCAAAUGGCCAAUUUCCACCAUCGGGGCAGUUCCAACAGCCGGGUCAAAUUCCGCAAGGCGGUCGACUUCCUUCAGGUGGCUUUCAACCGCAGACUGGGGCGCCAGGUGCUCAAGGCAUGCCCGGCCAGGGUCCUUGGGGGCCUCCAGGACCGCUGCCUGGCCAGCAGCUCCCACCUGGUCAAGGACCGCCACAAAACUUCCAGACUCCCAAUGGACCACCACAAGGCUUUCAGCCUGGCCAGGGCCAAAACCCUCAACUUCGACAAUUCUCGGGGCCUGGUUCAGGCCCUGGUCAGGCCACAGGUCCACAGCAAGGUGGUCCUCAAGCCAUGCAGCAACGACAAUUCUCGGGGCCCGGGCCUCUGCAGCCUCAGCCAACUGGUCCGCAGCAAGGGGGACUUCCCGCCGUCCAACAAGGCCAGCUUCAAGGGCCGCCUGGAGCACAGCAAGCUGGUCAGACGCCAAACACCCAGCAGAUCGCACCCCAAGGCUUCCAGCAAAGGCCCCCAUCGCAAGGUCCGCAGCAAUCCCAGCCAGGAAGCCCGCAGCUAA
Messenger RNA from Microdochium trichocladiopsis, 1944 nucleotides. RefSeq lists its product as uncharacterized. Bases 1 to 1944 code for a protein of 647 amino acids. NCBI's taxonomy places the organism in Eukaryota, Fungi, Ascomycota, Sordariomycetes, Xylariales, Microdochiaceae. The transcript is spliced from 2 exons. The record is from RefSeq and is a predicted model, not a curated record.